Coffea arabica (coffee) is the source of this 2991-nucleotide messenger RNA. RefSeq lists its product as uncharacterized. Lineage: Eukaryota; Viridiplantae; Streptophyta; Magnoliopsida; Gentianales; Rubiaceae. The record is from RefSeq and is a predicted model, not a curated record.
UUUCGCUAUGUUCUAUUCAAAGUUGCGCUCCAGGGAAUGUAUUCAAACGAGUUGGAUACUUCUCUGGAAUCAUCUUGGUCAUGGAUGCUAAAGUUUCGCGAUGAGAUAUGCUCGUUGGCAUUUAAGCCAGGAAGUGAUGGGAGAAGGUUGCUUGCACUGAAGUUUAUGGAAACAGUUGUUCUACUCUAUACACCUGAUCCUAAUGGCUCCUCAGAUCCACCUGCUGAUCUAGAUUCAGAAGCCAGUGUUAAAGAAUUUAACAUAUCAUGGCUUCGAGGGGGUCAUCCUAUACUAAAUAUUGGAGAUUUGUCAAUUGAAGCAAGUCAGAGUUUGGGUCUGCUGCUCGAUCAGUUGAGAUUUCCAACAGUAAAGUCACUGAACAACUUGAUUAUCAUUAUGCUUAUCAACAGUCUCUCUGCAAUUGCAAGUAAAAGGCCUGCAUUUUAUGGACGUAUUCUGCCAGUUUUACUUGGUUUGGACCCUUCAAGCUCCAGUGGCAAAGGGGUGCAUCAUGCUUUGAAGAGUGCCUUCCUCUCUUGCUUGAAUUGUACUCAUCCGGGUGCUGUCCCGUGGCGUGAUCGCUUAAUUGAUGCUCUGAGAGAAUUAAAAGCUGUAGGAGUGGCAGAACAUGCUGCUAUAGAACUAGCUUCACAAAAUAGUGGAAGUUUAGAGAGGAAAAAUGAUUCUUUAAUAACCCAGGAUCGAAAACCUACAAGCAAGGCCCUUGAUGAUAUACGCAAUGACGCCAGCAGGAAAAGAACAGGAAUGGAAGAAAGUACUGAUCUACUUGAGGAUAAAAUGUCUGUAAAACGCAUGAAAUCUGUGCCUGUCACCUCUGAUGGAUCAACAAAUGAUUUAAGUUCUGACCAGGGCAGAGUUCCUUCUGGUGGAUCUGGGGCUUGUAAAAUGGAAGAAGACAGUGGCCCUGUCCAACAACUUGUUGGUAUGUUUGGUGCAUUGGUUGCUCAAGGAGAAAAAGCUAUUGCAUCAUUAGAGAUUCUCAUCUCUAGUAUAUCAGCUGACUUGCUUGCUGAAGUUGUAAUUGCUAACAUGCGGAAUUUUCCUUCAAAUCUCCCUCAAAUUGAAGGAGAUAAUGAGCAGUUGUUUGGCAGAGGGUCUUGUCCUGGCAUGUCAGGAAGCAAUUCUGAGUUUGAUAAUUUAACAUUGCUUCUCACCAACAUUCUUUCACAAUCUAGUGCUGUCCCACAGAAAGAUAGUGGGAUGGAUUCUCUACCUUCUGCGGCAAAUGAGCUUGAGCUAAGAGGGACCUCGGGUAAUACUGAUGUCCCUGGUAUGAGCUAUGUGAUGGAAGAGGCUUCAGUGCCUACAACUACUCCAGCUUCUUCAGGUGGACAUGCCCCAUGUGACACAGAGAAUGGUUCAGGGACGCCCUCUGAUGUUAUUGAUGUUGGGAAUGAAGAGAGUGAGAUACCUGGUCUAGAUUUACCAGUUCCCAAGGAUGAAUUAGUUAUUACUUCUUUGGGUUCAACUGAAUUGAAGGAUGCAAGUCAAGAACAAGUUAGUAGUCUAGCUAGGUCAUCACUAGAAUUACUUCCUUCAGUGUCAACUGAUAGGUCUGAGGAACUUAGCCCUAGAGCUACAGUUACAGACCUAAGCUGUGUCAACUCCUUAAGUGCAACUUCUUCUGGGUUAUCGACACAGUUGCUUUUGCCCAAGAUUUCUGCCCCGGUUAUAAGUCUUAGUGAUGACCAGCUAGAUAACUUACAGAAGCCGAUUCUCUUGCGCAUAACUGAUACUUACAAGCAAAUAGCUACCGCUGGAGGUUCUCAAGUCUGCCUUUCUGUCCUUGCUUAUUUAGGAGUUAAGUUUCCAUUGGAUUUAGAGCCAUGGAAGUUACUACAAACACAUAUACUGUCUGACUAUGUAAAUCAUGAGGGGCACGAGUUGACUUUGCGUGUCCUCUACAGGUUAUAUGGUGAAGCAGAAGAGGACCACGACUUUGUUUCCUCAACCACUGCUAAAUCUGUAUAUGAGAUGUUUCUUCUUACCGUGGCAGAAACAUUAAAGGAUUCUUUUCCAUGGCCUGACAAAUGUCUAAAUAGAUUGCUUGUUGAAGUUCCUUACCUGCCCGAUUCCAUUUUGAAAUUGCUUGAGGGCAUGUGUUCCCCUGGUGGCAGUAACAAAGAUAACAACAAUCUGGAACGAGUUCGGCAAGGUCUUAGUAUUGUAUGGAGUCUGAUUUUGUUGAGGCCUCCUAUUCGAGAUGCCUGCCUAACAAUUGCUUUGAAGAGUGCAAUUCAUCCGGUUGAAGAAGUGCGAGAUAAGGCCUUACGUCUGGUGGUGAACAAGCUUUAUCCUCUGCCUUCAAUGUCACGGCAAAUAGAAGCUUUUGCCUGGGAGGUGUUGGUAUCAGCUGCAAAUGCCAAUACUGCACUGGAGUCAUGUGAUGCUGAUGGAGCUAAUGCUGAAUUUAAGGAUUCUGAUAUGGGAAAACCAUCAAAUGAACUUCCCGUUGUUGGUACCUCUUCCAAAGGGUUAUCAGCAGUCACCGAUUCAUUUUCAAUAUCUGAAAAUAUAUCGUCCUCCUUACUAGCUGAGGGGCAGCGACGCAUGGCUCUGUAUUUUGCAAUUUGUACAAAGAAUCACUCCCUCUUUCGCCAAAUAUUUGUUAUUUAUGAGAGUACAUCCAAGGCUGUAAAGCAGGCAGUAUUACACCACAUCCCAAAGCUUGUUCGAGCAAUUGGCCCGUCGCCUGAGCUUCUUCAAAUCUUAUCUGAUCCACCAACUGGAAGCAUGAAGCUUGUGAUGCAGGUUUUACACACAUUGAUAGAUGGGACAACGCCUUCCCCGGAAUUGUUAUCUACCAUUAAGAAGUUGUAUGAUACUAAAGUAAAGGAUGUAGAGAUUCUAAUUCUCAUACUGCCAUUUUUGCCAAAAGAUGAGGUUUUGGCAAUGUUUCCACAUCUCGUGAAUUCCCCAGUGCAGUCGCCAACUGUCGCGCCCCACUUUUUGAAUGUGUGUGGUGUGUGA